CCUUGGUGAGAGGGAGGGAAUGAAGGAGGUUGUGGGAGGAGAAGGCUUGGGGGAAAAGGGAAAGAAAGAAACAGAUGCAAGUAACUCAGGCCGGUUAACUACAUGUAUGCAGGAAGCCAGGGUGGAUACGGGCUGUUUUUGUAGUACAGAGGCAAGACUUAUCAGAAUUAUCAGAGGCUGGUCAGUGCAAAACCAGAGUGAAGAUGUCAUGGCGGCCGACCUACCGAAGCUCAAAGUUUCGAAAUGUAUAUGGCAAAGUGGCCAACCGAGAGCACUGCUUCGAAGGCAUCCCGAUCACAAAGAACGUCCAUGACAACCACUUUUGCACAGUCAACGGCAAGUUCCUCGCCAUAGUAACCGAGAGCUCGGGAGGAGGAUCCUUCGUUGUUAUCCCAGUCACUCAGUUUGGUCGUAUCGACCCUCACUAUCCAAAGGUCUGCGGUCACCAAGGCAACGUGCUGGACAUCAAAUGGAACCCUUUCCAUGACAACAUUAUCGCUUCUUGUUCAGAAGACUCUUCUGUGCGAAUAUGGGAGAUCCCUGAUGGUGGACUUAGAAGAAAUUUGACGGAGGCUGUGUUAGAACUGUAUGGCCACAGCAGGCGUGUAGGACUCAUAGAGUGGCACCCAACCACUAGUGGCAUUCUCUUCAGUGCUGGCUAUGACUACAAGAUCCUGAUUUGGAAUCUUGAGAUUGGCGAGCCGGUGAAAAUGAUCGACUGCCACACAGAUGUGAUCCUUUGUAUGUCGUUUAACACUGAGGGAAGCCUACUGGCCACCAGCUGCAAGGAUAAGAAACUCCGUGUCAUCGAGCCCCGUUCUGGCAUAGUGCUACAGGAGGCAAACUUCAAGAACCACAAAGUGAACCGUGUAGUGUUCCUAGGCAACAUGAAGCGACUUCUGACGACAGGUGUGUCCCGCUGGAACACACGCCAGAUUGCUCUCUGGGACCAGGAGGAUCUGUCCAUGCCAAUCAUUGAAGAGGAGAUUGAUGGCUUGUCAGGCCUGCUUUUCCCUUUCUAUGAUGCAGACACACAUAUGCUCUACCUAGCAGGCAAGGGUGAUGGGAACAUCAGGUACUAUGAGUUCACCCUGGAGAAGCCCUACCUGCAGUAUCUCAUGGAGUUUAGGUCCCCUGCACCGCAGAAAGGGCUUGGAGUGAUGCCGAAGCAUGGACUGGAUGUAGGAGUGUGUGAAGUCUUCAGGUUUUAUAAGUUGGUGACUCUGAAGGGCCUGAUUGAGCCGAUCUCUAUGAUCGUGCCUAGAAGGUCAGAGACAUAUCAGGAAGACAUAUACCCCAUGACUCCUGGGACAGAACCUGCACUUUCUGCUGAUGAGUGGCUCAGUGGAAUCAAUCGAGGCCCUGUGCUCAUGUCCUUGAAAGAGGGCUACAACAGACCCAACAAUCUGGUGUUCAAGGCUCCUGUGAAGGAGAAGAAGAGUGUGGCUGUCAAUGGGAUUGACCUGCUGGAAAACGUGCCUCCCCGUACAGAGAAUGAGCUCUUGCAGAUGUUCUUCAGGCAGCAGGAUGAGUUGCGGCGACUAAAGGAUGAACUUGCUCAGAAGGACAUUAAGAUAAGACAGCUUGAGCUGGAGCUCAAUAACAUAACAAACAGCCCAAACAACAAUAACAACAGCAAUGGUAGCAGCAUUUGACAUGGAAUCUUUACUGUUUCUGAUUAUUUCCUCACCUAAAGUGACACCUACAGCACUGCUGAAACUCCACAUUGGGCCUUCUUCUUCCUUACAGUCCAAUGCCCUCCCGCCAAGAUCCCUCAAGACCAAGCGCUUGUCUUCACUGAGCAGCUUUUCACUCUGACCCCUAGUGUUGACCCUACAGUGACCGUGUGCUAAGUAGACUUUAUUGGAGUGUUGAUUCACUAACUGUGAGAAAACUCUCCCUUCAAAUGACCAUCCUUUGACUUUCACAAUAUCAAUCUACUUGCUGGAUUGGUUCUUGCUAUAUAAAGUGAAGAGCUAUACAAGACUCACAUAUGCAACCACAGAUAGUUGUGGAAGUCUUGUUUAGAGGGAGGUGCAGUUGGUUAUGGACAGAAAGGGCUCCUUUUUCAUUUUCUUUAUCUUUCUUAAAGGAAAGGUUCCCCCAAAAAUGAAAAUUCUGGUUUUAUUUACUCACCUCAACAUACCUGUAUAACUUCAUUUUUUUUGUGGAACACAAAAUGAGAUUUUAGGCAGAAUGACAGCCUCAAAAAAAAAAUGCUAUGAGAGUGAAUGGUGACUGAGGCUAACAUUCUGCCCAACAUCUCCUUUUGUGUUCCACAGAGGAAAGAAAGUCUUAUGGGUUUAGAACAACAUGAGGGUGAGUAUAUGAUGAAAGAACCAUCUCUUUAACCAUUCUCUUUCAUGUAAUUGUAAUCCCUUCCUCUCUUUUGUCACAUAUGAAUGUUUACUGCAAGAAUUGUAGUCUUGCAUUGGAUUGGUUUUGAUUUGACUUGGUUCAAGCUAAUAAUUGCAUUAACAUCUCAUAAGUUUAGUCUGACCUAAAUUUAAUUAUUACAAUUAUUUAUGUAAUACUUAUUUCCUUUCCUAAUAAGGAAUUGAUUUAAAUAGCUUAGUAAACUCCAGAUAGGGUCAUGGAUAUUAAGACAGAGAUGAAAAAUAUUGUGAGGCUUAAGGUCAAAUAUUUGAAUGACUUUAAGAUCAAAUAGAAAUGUUUCACCCAUCAAGUAGUUUUCUCAUCAGAACAUUAGCACUAUUGUAUAGGUUUGUUAUGAUAGUACUUACUAGUGAUAGUGAUAGUGCUGAUUUAAUGUAGAAUACUCAAAAACCACAGUUAACCAAUACACAAUAGAUUAUAUUUAUCCAAUUGUCAUACCCUGAAUUAUUGAGAUACUAAUUUGAGUUGGGAACUGUGAUGACUCUUGCGUUGCUCUUCUUCACAUUGUGCAAAACAUAGUCAAAUUUGUUCAGGUAAGUUUAUAGAAUCAAUUCAAAUGGGUCGAUAAAGCAUUUAAGUUAAGUGAGAGGAUUUUACAGUGUGGAUAAAGUUUUUUUUGUUUUGUUAUAUUUUAAAAGUCACACUUUGCACCUGAUAUACACAUUAAAUCUUGAAAGGAAUCCACUAAUUGUAAAAUCCAAUAAUUAAAUGAAUUAGUAAUGGAUGUAGUAUUAGCCGUGGACACGGUAAUGUUAUACAGAUCUGGGUAAGUAAAGUUUGAAGGGAAGGUGAGACUGACAACUCAAAGAAAGUAAGAGAUAGCGAGAGAGGUCUGGCUGGUAGAGUUUUUGAUUGAACAGUAAGUCCAACAGUAAGACGAUACUUUAUUUUUAAGAUUGACUGUGAUUUAUAAAGCAUAAUGAAACAUUAUGAACAAACGUUUUGUUCUUUUUUUUAUUAGUAACAUUUCAUUUAAAUCAAACCUAUUUAUUAAUUCCAUUUUUAAAUUGUGUUUAGUACCUCUUUUCUGACAGUUUAUAUUUUUGAGUUGUUCGGUUGGCAUUCUGAAGUAAUUUGUCAGGAUUGUAUAUUCUAGCCAUGACUCCCUUGUAGGAUUCAAAUUAUUGACCUCUUAUACAAAUAGCUUCUUAUAUUAGAUCUAGAUUCUCAUGAAGCCCUUUCAAAUGUUUGCUUGUACAGUGGACAAAUUCCUUGUGGGCAAAUGUUUUAUGCCACAAAAUACAGGUGCAGACUUGCUCUUUAAAUCAUGCUCCCCUGUAAAGGUUACCCUAUUAAUUAUAAUCAGAACACCUUUAUUGUGCCCUUAUAAGACAAACUGAAAGCCAAGAACAAAUUUGCAGCUAAUCUUUCAACAUCUAAUGGACAAGCUGUGACCAGGAGUUCAGCUUUUAAAAUGAAGUUAUCCCUGCUCAAAUAUGGCGAUCACUUCAUUGUUUAAUCAGCCAGUAACUAAAUGCCCUCAGACCUUAAAUUGAUAGUUCACACAAAAAUGGAAAUUCUCUCAUCAUUUACUCACCCUCAUGACACCCCAGAUGUGUAUGACUUUCUUUUGUUCUUUCUUUUUAGAAGAAUAUUUCAGCUCUGUAGGCCCAUACAAUGCAAGUGAAUGGGUACCAAGAUUUUGAAGCUCCAAAAUGAACAUUUAGGCAGCAUAAAAGUAAUCCAUGUGACUCCAGUGUCCAUGAGAAUACUAUAUGAUACAAUAGGUUUGGGUGAGGAACAGAUCAAUAUUUAAGUAUUUUUCCCCCAUAAAUUCACUUCCCUGCCCAGUAGGUGAUGAUAUGCACGAAGAAUGUGAUUUGGCAAAACCAAAACAAGAAGAAUGUGAAGUUGAGAUUGAUAGUAAAAAAUUACUUAAAUGUUGAUCUGUUUCACACACACCACUGGAAACCACAUGGAUUAAUUUUAUGCUGCUUUUAUGUGCUUUCUAGCCACAAUUCACUUGCAUUGUAUGGACCUAAUGAACUGAAAUAUUUUUCUAAAAAUCUUAGUUUGUGUUCUGCUGAAGAAAGUCAUUCACAUCUGGGUUGGCAUGAAGGUGAGUAAAUGAUGAGAGAAUUCUCAUUUUUGGGUAAACUAUCCCUUUAAAUUGGGUGUUUCGUUGCACUGGCAAGAUUUCAGACUUUUGAGAUGGCACAACAUGGAAAGCAAGUCUGUUUACCUUUGAAAACAGCCAGUGAGUUUGAGACUUUUCUUGCAGUAACUAUUAAUUUAAAAAAACACUAUGAACCUCAAGCUUUGUAAAUAUUUUGCCUCAUAAAACAAUGACGCAAAAUCCUGUGAGCUCCAGUUUUCUUUUUGCCUUUUUUUUUUUUUUUUUUGUGUGUGUGUGUGUUUUUUUUUGUUGUUGUUUGUUUGUUUUUUUAGGGAGAAAGUGCACUUUGAGAAAUCUGACACUAGAGGGCAGUAAAGCCACAGUCUUUGACAGAGCAUAGGCGUACACUUGUCAUGGAUCAGCCACUGCACAUAAUCCAACAUAGCAACAACAUACAAACAGACAGUGCAGGGGAGACAGCGGGUAAUACCAAUAUCCCAGCGGCUGGAAAAGUAGAAGACUUCAAACCCUGUACAUAAAUGGGCCAAUGAGGACAGUUCACUCACUGCACAGCUAAUUGUUUAUGGCCCUUAAACAUGAUUCUGAGCUGUAGAAUCCAAAUUAUCUUGGGCCUUAUAAUACAUAUUGUUUUUGGUGCAGAGGUAAGGGGGAAUAUUAAUUUAGACUUUCACAGUGUGAGAGGGUCUGAAGAUCAGCAAUACUCGGGUCCAUUAUUUGAUGUCAGAGAAGACACACUGCUAACACAAGCGCAAUUAUUGAUAAAAUACAUUGUACUGACAGUAUUGACCUGAAGAAUUAUGAAGCAAGACAUUAGGCUUUGAUUAAAAUGAAGUACAUUAAAAAGUAAUCAUUACUUUGUUCCAUUAUUUAUUAUGAAUAAUAGUCUGACUACAGUAUGCGUCACAUUUAACAUGAGGUAAUAGCAUGCAAAGUAAUAAUAAUAAAUACCUUCCCGAGGAGAAACACUAUAAUGUGGGGAGUUCAAUGUACUCAAAUAGUACAUAGAAACCCUUUGUCUUGACUCACUGUAGGAGACAUGCUUAAUUUAACUGUCCAUCAUCCACAGGAAAUUAUGGCAAGGCAAUAGGCUGAGGCUUUCUGUCCACAUAGAAUAUAAGAGACACUUCAGUUUUAAACACUGUAUGCAAUGCUUUCAUAUUCAAGUUAAUAAAGCACAUGCUUAUACAGUAAAUAUUCAUUUAAACACAAA
Molecule: messenger RNA, 5684 nt
Organism: Xyrauchen texanus (razorback sucker)
Lineage: Eukaryota; Metazoa; Chordata; Actinopteri; Cypriniformes; Catostomidae
Product: coronin-2B-like
Exons: 12
Coding region: 204-1655 (483 amino acids)
Biological process (GO): actin filament organization
Molecular function (GO): actin filament binding
Source: RefSeq, a predicted model, not a curated record